AUGGAGGACGUUUGGCUUCACUCCAACUCUGACAAAGGCGACGGUUCAGUGCGGUACAUCCUGAGCGGAGAAGGAGCGGGGACUAUAUUCAUCAUCGACGAGGUGACGGGAGACAUUCACGCCACCAAGAGCCUGGACCGGGAACGGAAAUCGCACUACGUCCUGCACGCGCAAGCCCUGGACCGCAACACGGAGGACGCCCUGGAGCCCAAGUCCGAGUUCAUCAUCAAAGUCCAAGACAUCAACGACAACGCACCCAGGUUCCCAGACGGGCCCUUCGACGCCGACGUGCCCGAGAUGUGCGAAGUGGGUCAGUAUCAGAACAACGCACUGUGGGAGCGCUUUACUUCAAUCUAG
Molecule: messenger RNA, 357 nt
Organism: Knipowitschia caucasica
Lineage: Eukaryota; Metazoa; Chordata; Actinopteri; Gobiiformes; Gobiidae
Source: the annotation of a GenBank genome assembly